This is a messenger RNA of Clarias gariepinus (North African catfish), 3073 nucleotides long. It is a transcript of the gene insig1, whose product is annotated as insulin induced gene 1. The transcript has 6 exons. Gene Ontology annotation, cellular component: endoplasmic reticulum; SREBP-SCAP-Insig complex. Lineage: Eukaryota; Metazoa; Chordata; Actinopteri; Siluriformes; Clariidae. Gene Ontology annotation, biological process: cholesterol biosynthetic process; SREBP signaling pathway; cellular response to insulin stimulus. The coding region runs from base 191 to 919 and encodes 242 amino acids. The record is from RefSeq and is a predicted model, not a curated record.
CUGAGCGGUGGGAAGGCAAACAUUUGAGACGAUGAUGAUGUGAGCACAUGGGGGAGGAAAUAAAUCAGCUGGAUCUCAAUUGAGUGGCUUUAUAAGGUGCACAAGUGCAAACGUGGAAAGAAGUGGAGUUUAUCGCUGUUUGUUUUCAUUUGUGGACAGAAGGAAAACACGUCUUGUGAUCAAGUGCCAAAUGCCGAGACUAGAGGAGCGCUGUUGGAGCUGCAGCGGUAUAAAAGCGAAAGAUUUGACAGAUCUGUGUCUCUGGAUGGCGUCUAAACUCGGGGAGAUGAUGUCCACGAUCACGUCUGUGCUCCUCCAGGUCCGCUCUGCUCAUUUAAUCCGCCGUGGACUCGUCCUGUUUGCGGUCGGCGUCAUGUUAGCACUGGUGCUUUAUUUCCUGCAAAUCCAGCGGAAGGAUGCGCUCUUCCCCGAUGAAGUGCUGGACACUUUGUUUUCCUCGGCAUGGUGGAUUCCUCUCUGCUGUGGAACAGCUGCCGCCGUGGUCGGUUUGCUGUAUCCAUAUCUGGACAGCCAUCUUGGAGAGCCACACAAGUUUAAGCGCGAGUGGGCGAGCGUCAUGCGCUGCAUUGCCGUCUUUGUCGGCAUCAACCACGCCAGUGCUAAGCUGGACUUUGUGAAUAACGUGCAGCUCUGUCUCACGCUGGCCGCUCUGUCUCUGGGUCUUUGGUGGACGUUCGAUCGCUCCAGGAGUGGAUUCGGUUUGGGCCUCACUACAGCGUUUUUCGCUACGCUCAUCACACAGCUGUUAGUUUACAACGGCAUCUACCAGUUUCCGUCUCCACAGCUGGGUUACGUUCGUUCCUGGCUGCCCUGCAUCUUCUUCUCAGGAGGAGUGACGGUGGGGAACAUCGGCCGGCAGCUGGCCAUGGUUACGAAUGAAAAACCUCACAACGACUAGAGAGCAGCACGGCCUGACCCUGAGCACCACAGCGUGGAGGGACGAGACGCUUCCCGCCGCCUUCCGCUCCCUCCACAUCUCUUGUUCGUGUUAAUUAUAGAAAAGGCAAGCCGGACCGGGUGUGUCCUGACGACACGAGGCUGCAAAACGAACAUAACAGAACUCCUCGUCCAUGUUGACGUCACCACUCGAGUGUUGCUGAUGGCGUGAGAGACCAUUAUGGGGUUAACUCCCUGUCAGAAAGUAACUGUACACGAGUGCAGGUGGUUAUUUUAAAAAUCCCAAAUCCAGAGUCGAUUUUGGUAAAAACCCUACUCAACAUCCCAGUAAUAUAGGUGUGGCUCUCUCCCACUCAUCUCUUCUGGGCCAUCCACUAGCUCCGCCCCUCAUCACCCUAGUGGUAUCGAUGUGGCUCUUCCCCAUUUAUCUCUUCUGGGCCAUCCACUAGCUCCGCCCCCUCACCAGCUUAGUAUUAUCAAACACCUCUUAUCUCUCUUGGCUCCGCCCUUUAACACAUUAAAAUCAGGAGUUUUCACUUUUAAAGGUUAUUCGCGAUUUGUUACGUGACUGAUGGGUUUGUGAUCUCUAAAAUCGUGACCUCGUCUUGCGCAGUUACUUUGUGAAAGAACUCCAUAGAGUUAUGUAGCACAACUGAUUCAGUUGUUCAUUUAUACAGUGUGGUAGCUUAAUUAAGUGUGUGUGAUUGAGCGAUUCAGACUCUCUGAAUGAAUCUGAUUGCAUUAAAAGUAUGUGUGUGUGUGUGAGUUUAAAGAAGAAAAAAAAAUGAUGGUGGCCAAAUGUAUGCUUCAUGGUUUGGAUCUGUGCUGGAAAAUGACGCUAAACGUAAAGGGAAGAGUUUCAAGGCUGCACGCAAAAAGCGAAGAGUCGUAAACUUUCGCUCAUGUUGUUAUAUCGUCUUAGUAACAAUGAAUAGUAGUGUUACUUUACAGUGAAACUCAUUUGCCAAAUAAAAUAUUAUAGUUUAAUAGCAAUGUGUCACGAGGCCAAGUUCAACCACGUCCUCUUGUGUAAUGUAGGACACCAGGGGCGUGCAGUUCGUGUCAGAGAAACCUGUUCAGAUUUAAUUCAAGAAUUAAAAAUGUUACAUUCUGUACACCAUUUUUAAUUUCUUUUUAUGAAGGUCCUUUAAUUUAAAAAAAGCAGCCUUGAAGAUUUUGCAAUCUGUGAUUGCCUUUGUAAUAUAGAACGAGUGCAUUUGUCUCACUCUCUUUUUCCUUAUCACUUUAUUCAUUGUGUUUUUGCUCCUCAUGUGUAAUCUGUUUUUCUUCUAAUCGUACAACAAAAAGCGUGCCGUAUUUUCCCGAAUGCGAGUUGAAAUUCUACGAAUCUGAGUCUUUUAAAGAAGCUCCGCCCAUCACAGUCGCUGAUUGGCCGACGGUGCGGUUCUCUAAACUGAUCUCGAGACUGAGGUGUAAUGGAUAACAUUUUUAGCCAGACUUCACGACAAGCUGUUUUCAGGACGAUGAUGUAUUUUCUAGAUUAGAUUUAAACAGCAAGUGUGUGCAUAUAUAUUUUUAUAUAUCUUAUUGUUUUGUUUGCUUAAUAGUUGCAUAAUUGUCUGUAAAUUAAACAGCUGUAUCAGGAAGAUCAAUGAUAGAGUUUUAACCAGAUGUAAAAUAAUUAAACACUCCUGAGCCAAUCAGAAUUUACGAGGUGUGACUUAUAUUCUGGAAAAUACGGCAAUUUUUGGGACUUGAGCAAAUUUUUUUUAAGUGCAAUCAGUUACAAACGAGCCUUGAUAUUUAUUUUGAUUUUGUUCUUGUUUUUUUCAUUAAGGAUCAUAUGCAGUAUGAAGAAAGCAAUAACUCGCGUUCAGAGUUAGCUCACGUUCACGCACAAAACCACCAAUGACCACUUCUACUGUUCUUCAUUUUUUUUAAAGGGUGUAUUGUCGCGUUUUAACUGUCGAGUAUUGUUUGAAAUGGAGCUGUAUGACCUUAUUAAGUAAGUGUGUGUUUGUGUGUGGACUUCAGGGAAAUAAUGAAGGCUCGAAAUGAACGAAAGCUUUACUUUUAUUUUUUGAUGUAAUCUUUUUUUUGCACUUGUGCUUUUCAUUUUGUGCGUGUUUACUAUUGUAGUUGCAUGAUUUCUACUUUACUGCCUAUAAAAUAAAAAUGAAGUUUAAAGAUUUGA